Messenger RNA from Oryzias latipes (Japanese medaka), 1058 nucleotides. RefSeq names its product catechol-O-methyltransferase domain containing 1a (gene comtd1a). Lineage: Eukaryota; Metazoa; Chordata; Actinopteri; Beloniformes; Adrianichthyidae. The record is from RefSeq and is a predicted model, not a curated record. Gene Ontology annotation, molecular function: S-adenosylmethionine-dependent methyltransferase activity; O-methyltransferase activity.
CUCUUUCACGCGGAAGGCGGAAGAAGUGAGCCUUAAUCUGUCCGCUGCCAUGCCUGAUCUGAACCUAUAUAAAAAGGUUCUGUUCGGUUCUGUCACAGUCGGAGUGGUUUUUGUCACAGGUUAUCUAUUUGGAAAAAAGAAACUACCCAGAAUGAGCAUCUCCAAAAGUCACACGGCGGGGAGAAACGACCCACUGAUGCAGUAUGUGCUCAAUCACUCCUUAAGGGAGCAUCCAGUUCUCAAGAAGCUCCGACUGAGAACGAUGGAAGACCCUCGAAACAUCAUGAUGGUUGCCUGUGAGCAGUCGCAGUUCAUGGCCAAUCUGGCAAAACUCAUUCAGGCCAAGAAGGCAAUAGAGAUUGGGGUCUACACGGGCUACAACACACUGAGCGUGGCGCUGGCCCUGCCCGAGGACGGCGUCGUGGUAGCAUGUGACAUCAGUGAGGAAUUCACAAACAUCGCCAAACCCUUCUGGAAAGAGGCUGGUGUUGAAAAAAAAAUUGAUUUACGCAUUCAGCCAGCAGUGAAAACCCUCGAUGAUCUCCUGUCUUCUGGUCAGGCGGAAACGUUUGACUUUGUGUUCAUCGACGCCGACAAAACCAACUACGACAACUAUUACGAAAAAUCCCUUCAGCUGCUAAGAAAAGGAGGCAUCAUCGCAAUCGAUAACGUGCUGUGGGGCGGACAGGUGCUCAAUCCGUCUCCUGGAGACGCAGACACCGUGGCGAUCGACAAGCUGAACAAGAAGCUGCACAGAGACUUCCGGGUCACACUGAGCAUGCUCACAGUGGGAGACGGGCUCACUCUGGCCGUCAAACUGUGAAGUCAGGAAUGUGCGGCAACGUAGUCCAUCUGUAGGAAGCUGGGAACGUUGUCUCCUUAGUGGAGAAACUGGAACAACUGAUGUUUACUAACCAAAACAAGGAAUCUAUGUAGGAAUCUAACAACAGCCUUUACUUUUUAGGCUUCUCGUUAGGUCCUGUGAUUAUUGUCAAUUAUUUUGUAUGAACCUUUUCAAUGUUGUCUCCUAAUCAAAUAAAAAUGCACUUUUUAAUUUA